CAUCCAUCCAUCCGGGGUAACGGUAGCAACGGUAGCGGCAGCAGUAGCUGCACGUGGGCAAUGUGUUCGUGCGCAGACAGCACAUGACAACACAGUUUCACGUGGUUUCACUAAAUAGUUACCUUUCGCUGACCUCGUCCAACGUGAUCGGACGCUGUCAAGCAUAAUGGGGCGGCCGCCACGGGGCCGUAAGCGACGGGCAGCGGACACUCCGAAGCUGUCCAAGAAAGACAGGCAGCACUGGGUCAACUUUGGCGAAGAGCACCCGGCCAACGAACGGCCGUCAGUAAGCGAUCGCGCCGCUGUAGUCGUGCCUUCUGAGGCCGCAGCCGAUUCCGACGAUGAAGAAAGCUCUCAGUCGGCGGCGGACUCCGGCAGCGAGAGCGACGAUGCUGUGGGCCAACUGCUGGGCACAUUCGAUAGCCGCCGAGCUGCCAGUGGCGAUGAAUCGCCGGACGACGACGAACCGGGCAGCGAGAGUGAGGAUCGGCCGCUGGACGAGAAAGAUGACGACGCGAGCGAACACAGUGCUGCUGAAGACGAGGAGCAAGAACAGGUAGUUCUGUGUCGGGUGCUGCAUAUUUUAACUACGCGCCAAUGGAAGGAACUUCCAGCACAUAAUGAUCCCUUCUCUGUGCACUUUGAGUGGAACAUUGAAGGGGAAAAGUUUCCUCUCGAAAAUGCUGAACGAACUCGCCACGAGCUACGCUGGCCAACACUGGGCCAACUUCGAAUCAUGGGAACCAAGGAGAACCUCCGAGAUGUUGCCCUCACACGAGCCUCGAGCAAGGACAGCCUGUGGCUUAAGAGUUCCCUGGCUAUACCUGAAAUGCUGACACCACUUCAAUUGGAGCUGCUGUCUGUGCUGACCUCCUACAGGGACCUACUUUUCACAGAGCGCACGCUGACAAAUGGUGAAGAAGUGCGUGCCACCUACUGCCUACAUGCCCUCAACCACGUGCUCAAGAGCCGGUCUCGUGUUCUGCACCACAAUGCACGACUGCGUCGAGGUGCCAGCACGGAGCUGCGAGACCAAGGGUUGACACGGCCACGAGUGCUUUUUCUGCUGCCUUUCCGGGAGUCAGCUCUGCGCACGGUCAAGCUGCUUGCCCAGUUGCUGCCUGCAAAAGAAGUGGCCCACAUGUCCCGGUUCCUGAAGGAGUUUGGUUGUGAGGAGGAAAAGAAGCGUUGGCUGGAACGCCCUGAGGACUACGAACAGACUUUUGUGGGCAACACUGAUGAUGCAUUCCGGCUGGGCUUGGGUGUAUCCGGCAAGAGCCUGCGGUUGUACCGAGACUUCUAUGCCUCUGACAUCCUGCUGGCCUCGCCCUUGGGCUUGAGGACUGUGGUGGGUGCUGAGGGAGAGAAGGACCGCGACUUUGACUUCCUCUCUUCCAUCGAGCUGGUUGUUGUGGACCAGGCUGAAGUGCUACUCAUGCAGAACUGGGAACACGUGGUGCACCUUUUGGAGCAUGUGAACCGGCCAGCUGUGGAACCGCACGGGGCAGACUUCUCCCGCGUGCGCCUUUGGUGGCUGCACGGCUGGGCUCGCCGCUUUCGCCAGACAGUGGUGCUGAGUGCCGUGGCCCAGGCACCCAUCUCAGCUCUGUUGAGCAGGCAUGCCCAGAACUAUGCAGGCAUGGUGACCUCUGCUAACACCUUGGAACCAGGCUCCAUUGCAGAGGUGACAGUUUCCCUCGCCCAAGUGUUUCAGCGCUUUGAGGCUGCUUCGGCUGCUGACGUGCCUGAGGCACGCUUCCACUUUUUCACCGAGAAGGUGCUGCCACCGCUGCUGCGAGAGGGCUCCCAGGGUUGCAUGGUGUAUGUGCGCUCUUACUUUGACUUUGUGCGGCUGCGCAACCACCUGCGCUCACUCGACGCCAGCUUCUGCCAGAUCUGUGAGUACACAUCUGAUGCCAAAGUGUCUAGAGCACGAGGAGUCUUCUUCACUGGCCGACGGCGGCUUAUGCUGUACACCGAGCGAUUCCACUUCUACCGCCGUUACCGGAUCAAAGGUGUGCAGCGCCUCAUCUUCUACGAGCUACCAACGCUGCCACAAUUCUAUCCCGAGCUCUGUCGCAUGGUGGCCACGGGAAACAAUGGCUGCACCAGCCUCUUCUGUCGCCAGGAUGCGCUGCCCCUGGCAGCUGUUGUGGGAAGCUCACGUGCUGCACGCAUGCUGCACACUGACCGUGACGUACAUGUGCUCGUGUCAGCAGGCCAGUAA
Dermacentor andersoni is the source of this 2227-nucleotide messenger RNA. Its product is annotated as U3 small nucleolar RNA-associated protein 25 homolog. NCBI's taxonomy places the organism in Eukaryota, Metazoa, Arthropoda, Arachnida, Ixodida, Ixodidae. Gene Ontology annotation, cellular component: nucleolus; small-subunit processome. The record is from RefSeq and is a predicted model, not a curated record. Gene Ontology annotation, molecular function: U3 snoRNA binding; rRNA binding. Gene Ontology annotation, biological process: maturation of SSU-rRNA from tricistronic rRNA transcript (SSU-rRNA, 5.8S rRNA, LSU-rRNA).